This is a messenger RNA of Nelumbo nucifera (sacred lotus), 826 nucleotides long. RefSeq names its product Peptidyl-tRNA hydrolase II (PTH2) family protein. Lineage: Eukaryota; Viridiplantae; Streptophyta; Magnoliopsida; Proteales; Nelumbonaceae. Gene Ontology annotation, molecular function: peptidyl-tRNA hydrolase activity. The record is from RefSeq and is a predicted model, not a curated record. Gene Ontology annotation, cellular component: cytosol; mitochondrion.
UAGUUGAAAUAGAAUUAUCCUUCAACUUACCCUCGCUGACUUGCAUUGCAUCUCCCUCUCUCUCUCUCUCUCUGACGAGAGAAUAUGUUAGGUCUGUUUCGAAGGACUCCUCAUCAAUCACAAAAGCAUCAGAGAGACGACGGCGAAUGGUUUUCAGUAAGUUUCAGUCCAGAAAAUUUCAUUCCAGGCCUCAUCAUCGGCUUCCUCUUUGGGUUAUUUUUAGAUUUAACAAAGCUACCAAAAAAUAAUGCGAAGGGGAAUAAGCUUUUAUCCAAGGUGCAACUACGGAAGACAGAAUCAAAUUGCGGCGAUGAAGAACUUAAAAUGGUUUUGAUAGUUAGGCAAGACUUGAAAAUGGGAAUGGGAAAGAUUGCAUCUCAAUGUGCUCAUGCUGCCACUGGAAUAUAUGCAGAAAUGAUGCAAAGUCAACGUUCCCUUUUGAGACAAUGGGAACAAUGUGGCCAACCAAAAAUUGUUCUUUCAUGCAAGAAUCAACAAGAAAUGAAUAAGCUUAAGGAAGCUGCAGAGAGCAUAGGUCUUCCAACUUUUGUUGUUGCUGAUGCAGGACGCACACAGGUUUUGGCUGGGUCAAAGACAGUUCUUGCUAUUGGACCUGGCAGAAAGUCAUCUGUGGAUUCGGUAACUGGGAAACUGCGUCUGCUAUAACAAUGUUUUCAUUAAAGAUGAUAUUUGAUAGAGUUACUGCCAAAGGUUGUACUUGUUGUAAGUUAUCCUUAUUGGUGUUUCUCAAGGCGGUGUUUUUGUUUCCUUUCCCUCACCAUGUUCCAAUAGAUACAAUUCAGAUGCAAUAAAUGAAUUUUACAUC